AUGAGGGGCAUGUUGUACAAUGAGUAUCAAGCAGCAGUAAGAGUAGGACUGGGCAUUCGCUGCACGUCAGGCCAGAUGAUUGAGACGAAUGAGGUGGUUAGGAUACUUAUCUUUUAUAAUUUGUACUUACACUCCUUGUCCAAGUAUCAUGGCCCGUGGUACGCCGCCUCAUUCUCUCUUUGCUCCGCUGUCAUUUCCGUCGUUGGGCUGGAGCCACAUUGGAUGCUGUACCUGGCCAAGCGAUAUGGAUAUGAGAAGCCUAUCCGAAUAGCACCGUCUCUUCUGCUGUUCCCUCAGUCCAAGGCUAUCAAGAACAUUUACUGGGAUUCAAAGUGCAAUAACAAAGCACCUCUCUACGGCUCCAGCGCACUUGGCCCGCCACACCUGUUCUCGACUAUUGAUGGGGGUGUGCAUAAGUCUUUGAGAAAAGCCCUAGGUGGUCCGUCGUGGUCCGUUGGGGGGUUGAAAAACAAUUGGGAACCACGAAUCAACAACCACAUUCAACUUUUUGUGCAAAGAAUGACCGAGUUUGCAGACAAGAAUCAGCCCGUCAUUCUGUCUGACAAAGUAGCAGAAUUUGCAGCCGAUAUCAUGACGCUAGUCUGUUUCACCAACCCUUGGGGCUUCGUCGACAACAGUCGUGAUGAGCGCAACAUGCUCAAGAGCUGGCGAGAGGGAUUAGUCUUUUUCGGUUUCGCCGGUCGUUUCCGCUUUUUUCGGGAUGUGAUUUUGAAAGGCUCGUUGAGUAAAUACUUCCUACCAGGGACAAGCGACGACAACGGCAUGGGCUACUUGAUGAGGCAAGCAGACAGAGAGGUCUCUGGUCGGGAGCAGCGCAUGUCGCAAGAGGACUUUCCCAAGAAAGACCAGAUUUCUUGCAAUUGUUGGUGCCUGGAGGCACGGAUGGACGGACAGCCAUUGACGGCGAUGCAGAAGCGGGCGCACGUCACGUUGCUAAUACAAGCCGGCGCAGACACAACUGGCACGGCGCUUGACAGCACCCUUCGCUUUAUUCUAACGCAUGCGCCAGUGUUCGCACGCGUACGAGCCGAAUUGAAAGCUGCUUCCGAUGCAAGGCUUUUGAGUACGCCGAUCCAAUUCGAGGAGACGAGGGCGCAGUUGCCAUACUUCAUUGCAUGUAUCAAAGAAUCUCUGAGACUCCACCCCCCCGCGACGAACCUUUUCGGCCAAGUAGCGCCGUCGCCGGACGGCAAGGUCGUUGACGGCACCUGGAUUCCGGCCGGAGCAGAGAUCACGAGCAAUGCGUACGUCGUCCAGCGAGAUCCUCAUCUAUAUGCCCCGGAUCCAGAGGCAUACCGACCCGAGCGGUGGCUUGAGGAUGAGGGGAAUUUGAAGGAGCAUAUAAGCGAGAUGGAUGCUUCUGCUUUUGUGUUUGGCGUUGGUCCACGAGUUUGCCUGGGCAAGGAUGUUGCAGUCAUGGAGAUGUAUAAGUUGCUUCCAGAAGUUGUUCGGCAGUUUGACUUUCACAUAAAGGAGGAGGGAAAGUUCGUGGUUGUCGGGGGUAUUGCGUACAACGAACGGUUUGUUGUUCAGCUGAGAAGGCGGAAGGAGUAGCAUGCGUUGAAAGUCGUCGUUCCUCUAUACGUUGUCUUGUUGAGGUAGCGAGUUUUCGCGGCUAAGUAGGUGGGAACCGAUUCCUGCCUAGAUCAAUUCGUAUGUGCAAGUCGUAGAUGAUGCCAAAAAUUCGCAAUCGGGCACCCAGCCGAAUCUUCGAGUGAGAAUAUUAUCGGCGAAAGACCAAUAACGAUUCAGAUGAUCAGUGUCCCUGGCGAGUUGCAAGCUGUAACUUAGUCAACUC
Messenger RNA from Colletotrichum phormii, 1819 nucleotides. Its product is annotated as cytochrome P450 monooxygenase-like protein. The record is from RefSeq and is a predicted model, not a curated record. NCBI's taxonomy places the organism in Eukaryota, Fungi, Ascomycota, Sordariomycetes, Glomerellales, Glomerellaceae. Gene Ontology annotation, molecular function: oxidoreductase activity, acting on paired donors, with incorporation or reduction of molecular oxygen; heme binding; monooxygenase activity. The transcript is spliced from 6 exons. The coding region runs from base 1 to 1575 and encodes 524 amino acids.